UUCAUACUUUCUAAAAUGAGCUUUGAAGAUGAGGAUACAAUCACAGAACUCAGAUCUAAGCCCCGCUUGCGUGAGAGAGACAACUUCCACGCACAGUAUAGGGUCUCGAAGACCCUUGGCCGUGGAGGCUAUGCCAUGGUAAAACUGGCCUACCACCGCCUCACAGGUGCCCCGGUGGCUGUCAAAAUGCUUCGGAAAAGAAAGCUGUGGUGUUAUCCCGUCAUGUCUGAGGUUGAUAUCAUGAUGAUGACCAACCACCCCAACAUCAUCUCUCUUCUUCAAGUGAUUGACACUGAGAAGAUGCUAUACCUCGUCAUGGAGCUGGCCGAGGGACAGCAACUUUAUCAAUAUGUCCGAAACACUGGUUACCUGUCGGAGGACGAAGCUCGUGAUAUAUUCAGGCAAAUAGUGAGUGCUGUGAGCUAUUGCCACGAGAACGGGAUAAUUCAUCGGGACCUGAAACCAGACAACAUCAUGGUGGAUAACAACGGGAAAGUCAAAAUCAUUGAUUUUGGCCUCGGCACCCAAGUCCAGCCCGGGCAAAAGCUUAGCUUUCACUGCGGGACUUAUACUUUUGGUGCCCCUGAACUCUUCCUUGGCAAACUUUAUGAUGGCCCCAAGGUCGACAUAUGGACCAUGGGACUCAUUUUAUAUUUCAUGGUAGUUGGACAUGUUCCAUUUGAGGGUUUCACUAGAGCAGAACUGCGAAAGAAGAUUGUGGCAGGGAUGUAUACUAUCCCCUCGGACCUGUCAGAAGAACUCCAGGACCUGCUUAGCCUGUUGAUGACUUUGGAUCCCAAUCUUAGGCCGACAAUAGAUGAAGUGAUGACACACCCCUGGCUGAGGGAAGACGAGGAGGGUUUACCAAACCACCAUUGUGAAGAAAUGAUCCCUAGCUCACCUGACCCUGCGAUUGUAGCAGCCAUGGAACAUAUGGGGUUCCAAGCCCAGGACAUCAAGGAUUCAUUACGUCAGAGAAAAUUCAACCAAACCAUGGCAUCCUACUGCUUCCUUCAAGAACAAGCUCUCAGGGAACAUGGCUGCACAACCAGGGCUCAGCCCAUAAAUCCAGGGGUGACACCAUUCCCUUCCCUUGAGGAUCCCGUUGCUUUCCCUCUAGAACCAAGGAGGAGGGGGAGUGAGCCGGCCCUUAGCACAUUACUCAGAGGGUCACCCGCUAAUGGCCAGCAGGCAGGUCAAAAGGGAGGCAGACACGCCACUAGGGCAUUCCAGAGGACACCCACACUGGACCCAGCCCAACAUCAACGUACUAAGAGCGCUCCCUGCAUUCAUUCAGUGAGCGGCGAGAACACAGAAGACAACUUAGGCUCAGUCUGCGGGGCAGCAGAGGGCAAGUCCGUCCGCAGCCAGGGCCAGCCCAGAGGCUGGAGGGGAUGGACAAGGAGGAUAGGAAGCGCCAUGAUGAGACUCUGUUGUUGCAUUCCGUCAAGGAAGAAACCUCGCCGGGGGCAGAACAGAGUCUCCCCCUCGGAAAUGAGCCCCGAGGAGGGGGCCCGGAGGACAAGCAACAGGAGCGCGGCCCAGAGUUCUCCGGAAGACGCAGAGAACACCGUGGCGUUGGAGAGAGUCCCCAGGCGUGGACGGAGACCUGCAGAACGGUGCCGUGUAGAAAGAUGUUCCACGUCUGCGUCCUGCUCUGAGUCCAGCUGGGAGGGACAGAGUAAAUGGUGGGAUCCUGGGCAGCAGGAAUUAUGCAAAGACCCUGCCUCUCGAAGACAGAACCCUCCCCCCCCGUCUGCCCAUCUGCCUGGGUCGCUUCAGACCCCUCUUCUCUCGGAAAGUGACUUCACCCCCAGUGCCACCAAGUCAUUGAAAGUGUCUUUGAAAGAAACAAGCUCUAAGGUGCCCGGAAGUGGAAAAUAUGCAGGACUUUCACGUAGACUUUGAGACCAGCAGCAUUUUAAGAAGGACCAGUGAGACCACUGUCCCAUUUCCCCGAAGACAAGCGUGGCAACCUGAUGAAUUCCUGUGCAGGUGGCAUGGGUUGGAUCCCAGGGCUGCCGAAAAGCCGCAGGCCCAUUCUUCUGUGUGCAUGUGCCUUGACUAUGUAAUACAAGAUGUCCACUCC
Mesocricetus auratus (golden hamster) is the source of this 2089-nucleotide messenger RNA. RefSeq names its product sperm motility kinase 2B-like. Gene Ontology annotation, molecular function: protein serine/threonine kinase activity; ATP binding; tau-protein kinase activity. Gene Ontology annotation, cellular component: cytoplasm. Gene Ontology annotation, biological process: microtubule cytoskeleton organization; protein phosphorylation; intracellular signal transduction. The transcript is spliced from 2 exons. The record is from RefSeq and is a predicted model, not a curated record. Bases 16 to 1908 code for a protein of 630 amino acids. NCBI's taxonomy places the organism in Eukaryota, Metazoa, Chordata, Mammalia, Rodentia, Cricetidae.